UCCUUAAUCAUUAAUGUCGUCCGCGACAACCGACAACCUAAUUCUCUAAUGCCGUCUGUGACGUACUCGGCGACGGUACUCGAACUCGGCUACGGCAAGCGGCGCAAGCCCAGGUCUCCUUUCUCCUUACUCCGUACUCGGCGUUCGACAGUAGGUGCUCCGGUCUCCCUUCUCUGUUCUCCCUUCUCGGCGUCUCCGGUCUCCCUUCUCCCUUCUCCAUUCGGCAGACCGGCAGUAGCUCUAGCUCUAGAUCUGAAAGAAAUUAAAGCGCCAUCGUCGAUAAUCUAACAAACAAAAUAAACCUAGCACUCCACAGCAGCCUCAGCUCACACUCCCCCCCCCCCCCCCCCCCCCCCCCACUGGUCCACCGGUCCACCGCGUCGCACAGCCGCCGUCCACCGCGUCCCACAGCUGCUCGCCACUUGGAUUUGCGCGAAAUAGGCCGUCAUUGGACCGAAUUAGAGCGGAGAUUCGAACGAGUCUUCGUAUUGACGGUGAGGCGUAGGUUGGAUCGGUGAAUGCAGGAACGAUUCCCAUACGAUUCUACACACUGCGCUCUGUGAAACUCAAACUUGGUUUGGUUUUUACAAAUCUUAUAGUUGAUCCAUAUAAGAUUAUGAUUAGUUUUGCAUUAUCAUUGAAGGAGAUUGGCCAUGAAUUCCAGGUGCUCGCACUUGAAGAUGGUCCUUUGAGUUCUGUAUGGAGAAACAAAGGAAUUUCUGUCAGUACCAUAGAUACUAAUGGAAGUCUGAAAGUAGACUGGCUAAACUAUGAACUUACGAUGCUGUGUUUCUGAACUCAUUUGAAGCUAUGGAUAUCCUGUCUUGGGUACACAAAUUCAUUAGCUUUAGUAUAGUGAAUGUGUGAACAGAGCUGAAGUUUGGAUGCCAUAUUAUCUUGACAAUCUCUCCACUAUCACCUUUGCUUGAGGAAAGUAUAAUCCAUAUCACCUCUAAUACAGCUUUUGUUAUUAAUGUUCAUUGUAGAGUUUCUACUACAAUCCAAUUCUCACCCAUGUCCAUAUAUUUCUUUAAACAGUAGUCUGCUUUUGUUGUGAGAAUUCUCCAUAUAUAGAAGUCUGUUGAUUUCUGUUUGAUGUUGCUAUCAUUUGAUUUCUUCACAUCUCUAUUUCAUUCCUACGUUUUUUUUUUUUUUUGCAACUGCAUAAUUUAUUUAAACAUCUAAUUUUUUUCCCUUGCUUAUCCCCUUAGGAUUUGAGCUGACUGUGCUAUGCAGGUGAAAAAGGUUGAAGCAAGAGUUGGCAGAUGCGGAGACUCGCAACACCGACCUAUACAAGAUGGUGGAUUCUACUACUCCGGCUCAGAGAAGUUUCCUCCAUUCCCUGAGAGAUUCUCAAAGAACUCUGUACUUAUACUCCAUCUCUCUCUGGCUGCACAUGCAAAUAUCGUGUAUGUCUAAUGUGAGUACAGAUCAUGAGAUAUGAUAAUCUAGGGUAUUUUGCUGGUGUACUACCCACAUCACUGACAAAAGAGAAGUAGAGUUCCUCAAAGAUUAGUGAAGUAAAUAAUGGCCACAAAAAUUGGAGUCUUGACAAUCAAAGGGUUAGAAGAUAUGUUGAUGCCCAUUUUGAGAAAUUGUAAGAACAUGGCCCACAUGAAGAAAAUACAUUCCCAAGUGGUUAAGUUUUCAUUAACACAAAGCAAUUUCUUGGUGGCAAAAAUGAUAGAUUUUUGUGAUAAAAUUGGGGCUAUAGAAUAUGCUAGUUUGCUAUUCAAGCAUGUUGAAGAGCCAAACAUAUAUUUGUUCAAUUCUAUGAUCAGAGCCUACACACAGAAGCAUAUGUAUGUUUCCUGCAUAGAUGUGUAUACAAUGAUGAUGAGACAACUCAAACGUGAAGAUCCCAUUUUUCCUGAUUCAUAUACGUAUCCAUUUGUUAUUAGGUCUUCUGGAGGCCUUUUAAGCGCAGAUUUGGGUAAACAAUUUCAUGGGCAUGUAUCUAAAUUUGGGUUGGAGUCCAAUAAUGUGAUAGAAAAUUCAUUGCUAAAUAUGUAUGUUAAGUGUGAGGAAAUAAGUGAAGCACAUAAGCUGUUUGAGGAAAUGGCUAUGAGAGAUGUGAUUUCUUGGAAUAGUCUUAUUUCUGGGUACAUAAAGUUGGGUAAAGUUAGAAGGGCAAGAACCUUAUUUGAAGAUAUGCCUGACAAGAAUAUUGUUUCUUGGACAACUAUGAUUUCUGGUUACACGAAAACCGGGUGUUAUGGGGAUGCAUUAGAUGUUUUCAGGAGAAUGCAGAUGGCUGGGGUGAAACCCGAUUGGAUCAGUUUAGUUGCAGUUUUGCCAGCUUGUGCACACCUGGGGGCACUAGAGGUAGGAGAAUGGAUUCACUUUUAUGCAGCUAAAAAUGGGUUAUUGAGGAGGACUUGUGUAUGCAAUGCACUGAUGGAAAUGUAUUCAAAGUGUGGUAAUGUGAACCAAGCUUGGCAGGUGUUUAAUCAGAUGUCUGAUAGGGAUGUGAUCUCUUGGAGUACGAUGAUUGGGGGUCUAGCAAAUCAUGGAAGAGCUCACGAUGCCAUUAGGUUAUUCAAAGAAAUGGAAAAGACCAAUGUUAAACCGAAUGAGAUCACAUUUGUUGGUCUAUUAUCAGCUUGUGGACAUGCUAAUCUUGUGGAUGAGGGUUUGAGGUACUUUGAUUCUAUGAGAGAUGAUUAUAAGAUAAGCCCUGAUGUCCAACAUUAUGGUUGUCUUGUUGAUCUUCUUGCACGUGCAGGGAACCUCAACCGUGCUCUUGAAAUCAUAAGGAGCAUGCCGAUGAAGGCCGACUCUGCAAUAUGGGGUUCUCUGUUGAGUUCUUGCAGAACUCAUCGAAAUCUUGAAACUGCAGUCGUUGCAGUGGAGCAUCUAUUUGAACUUGAACCUGACGAUACUGGUAACUAUGUUCUUCUAGCAAACAUCUAUGCAGAUAUGGGAAAGUGGGAUUGUGUAUCAGCAAUGAGGAGAUUUAUAAGGAGUAAGAACAUGAAGAAAAUGCCAGGCUGCAGUCUCAUUGAGGUAAACAGUGUGGUUCAAGAAUUUGUUUCUGGUGAUAAUUCAAAGCCAUUUUCAAAGGAUAUCUAUCGAGUGCUACAGCUUUUGGCCUUGCACCAGAGCAAAGCUUGUAACAUAAUUGAAACCACGAAUGGGGAUGAAUUCUACGACAUUCAUUUUCUUUGAUAUUUAUUAUUCAUUCUUCCAUCACAACGAUAGCCGAAGAAGUACUUAUCAGUUAUCAAUGCAGAAUCAUAGUAUGCUUGACAUUGAAAACAAAUUUUCCAUUGAAGUGAAUUCUGGCUGAUAGAGAACAAGGAUCAUUGACUGAAAUGUGUAAGUAGGAAAACACUUUUGCCCAAAUGUGUAAUGUGCAUAGAGUAUCUAGUUAAAUUAAUUUUGGAAGUUACAUAUACAACUUCACCUG
Messenger RNA from Ipomoea nil (Japanese morning glory), 3409 nucleotides. RefSeq names its product pentatricopeptide repeat-containing protein At2g20540. Gene Ontology annotation, molecular function: RNA binding; protein binding. Gene Ontology annotation, biological process: RNA modification. The coding region runs from base 1528 to 3168 and encodes 546 amino acids. The record is from RefSeq and is a predicted model, not a curated record. NCBI's taxonomy places the organism in Eukaryota, Viridiplantae, Streptophyta, Magnoliopsida, Solanales, Convolvulaceae. The transcript has 7 exons.